UAUUGUUUAUUGCUUACAUCUUCCCCACUAAGCCAACUAACCGUCUGGUGAUAACUGAUAUUAAAAUAGAGCACUCGCGGUAAAUACAGAAAAAUUGAACUAUUUGCUCCAUAAUCAACAUUGCUUUGGUGACACGGAACCAGCUUGUUACGUCAGAGAGCACGCAUGAUGGAAGUAGAGCAUCUAAGAGUGGACGCUCCACUACAGUCUUUACAUUACACUGAUUAUUCGGCUAGUCUCUUCGGAGAACUGUCUGCACCCUAAAAAUGAGCGACACAUGGUGCAGUUUUGUUUCUCGGUUCAAGGUUGACCUUUUCGAAUGUUCUCAAGAAGCUGUCAACUUGAGGACGUAGUUAGCGGGAUAGCUAUCAAGUGAUGAACUGUUGUUUUCUCAGUCAGAUACUUCGGCUAACGCUUCAUUAGCCCACUUGUCACCGACAACGGUCCUAGCGAUAGCGAGAUGAUCACGCCGCGUGACUUUUUGUCCGCUUAGCUAGAAAUUCCGAAAAUAUGGACAACGAACGCAGCAAUUGCAGGCCUCAACUUGGAGACAAUAGUCAGCUAACGGAGCUAGCAGGCUAUAUUGGCAGCUAAGCUUGCUAAAAAGCUGCCUUGUUGCUCGGUGCGUGAGGAACAGUCCUUAAGCCAAGAAGGUGCCUGUACCAUGUUUAAGGAUGUGACAGAUCAAAUUACAGCAGCUUCUAUCCAGCUCCACAGCAAGGAGUUAGCUUUGAUAAACCAAAGCUCGGGAUCUCUGCAAAUUCCCUCUGGGAUAAUGUCAUCUCAAUUCAAGUGGUGGGGUCGGAGCUCUGGAGACACCAGCCUGGUGAAAUCUGAAUAUGGUCUUCGUAAUGGGUCCUGUGAAACUGAAGUUUCACUAGGGGGAGUUGUCACUGCAGAGGCGGAUCACCUUUCUGUGUGCCACAAUGGAAUAUCCGAGUUUUCCAACAGUGACAUUUUACUGCCUGAGGUCUGCAUCUCUUCCAACAGCAAUAGUUUUGAGGAGGAUAUGAAUUAUGAGGUCCAGCAGGCUUAUAAAAUAUUCAGCGGCUUUCUUCUUGACAAGUACAAAGGUCUCACUAGCCCCUUCUUCCAUCCCACUGAUGACGACGAGACCCAAGAUGGAAUUGAAGGAGUCCAGGGCCGGGUUCAGUCACAACUUGGGCAGUCCAUGUGCUUGCAGAGGAUAAAGGAGAAGUUUAUCAACAAGGAGUAUGAGACCAUAACAGAGUUUGUUGCAGACUUCAGGCUAAUAUUGGAGAACUGUUACCGCUGCCAUGGGGUGGACCACUGGAUCUCCAAACAAGGUCAAAAGCUAGAAAUUAUGCUGGAGCAGAAGCUUACAUUGCUGUCCAGACCUCUGCGAGAGAAGACAACCCUUGCUGUCACUUCAAAAGGGCGUUUUGGCAACGAUGAGGAACGGGGCUCAGGGAGUUCCUCCACGAGAAGAAGACUGGCUCCUCGCAGCCUGACGACAAUUACUGUUGGAGGCCAUGAGUCUGUCAUGGUGCAGGCACUACGUCUGGAAGAGCAGCAGAGGGCUAAAGAGGAGAAAAGACAACGUGAGCUUGAGAAGAAAGAGGCAGGAGAAAUGUCAGCUAAGGAGGUGGAAGAGUGGGAGCAAAGCUUAUUGUCGCAGGCCUUACCCCAAACUGUGGACACAGUAUGGGAACUCCCUGCAAUUGGGCAUUUUCUCUGCCUCGCUCAGACUGCUCUCAACCUACCCGAGAUAGUCUUUUUUGAGUUGGAACGUUGUUUGCUAAUGCCGAGAUGCAGCCUCCUUCUCUCCAAAGUUAUGUCUUCCCUGUUGUCCCCACCUCAUCGAAGGGCUACUCUUCACCGCCGGCCCACACUGCCGUACCGCCGAUGGGAGUCAGAGUUAAGACAACGCGUUUCGGGCUGGUAUAGAACUGUUGGCUCCGCACGCAAUCAGCAGCAUCGAGCCGAGCAGCUUGGACUUUGCCAUCAGUUUUUUCGGGUCCUGGGGGAGGAAAGUCCUUUGGAGGAUACACCGUUUCAUUUGUUGCCCUUCUACCAGCGAGUCUGGCUCCUGAAAGGACUCUGCGACCACGUGUAUGAGACGCAAAAGGAUGUACAGGACACUGUGUUGGCCCAACCUAUCCACGAAUGUAGGGAGUCUAUUUUAGGCUAUGACAGCAAAGAAAAUGCCUACAUACAUUUCCCACACUUCUGUGGGGCAGAUCUGAGAAUUUACUGCCAGCAGCCCAGCUCCCCCCCAGCAUUUCCUUUUCCAUCUAAACUAGUGAAAAGGGUGGACUUCGGACAAGGGACGGAGAAUGAGGGGAAUAAAAAUGGGGGAGUACGUGACGCGACCUUCAUUGAGCAUGAAGAUUAUGGGAAAAGAACAGUAGAGACUCGUGUAGGUUUCAAAACGGAGAAUGGAAACACAGAAGACAGUACAAUAAGGCUACAUUUGUGGCCUACAUCAUCGACAAAUGGAUCUGAAUCUGAGUCUUCUGGUGGUUUACUCUACAAAGACUCCAAAGUAGACUCAAAAACACAUACAAACUCCUUGCGCCUUAAAAGGAGUUGUCAUUUUGGAGUAAUCAAUUCAAAAAUUGGUUUAAAGAAGGAGAUUUUAGAUGACCAUAAACAGUCCAAAUGGGCGCAGAGACCCUCAAUGGAUCAUAACGUUAAAGAAGAAACACAAGCAUCUUACAUAAAUGUGGAGGAGCACAGCUACACAGGCAGGUCACCUGCUUGUUCAGAAAGUCUGGGCUCCCCACCUAAGGUUUUGGAACUAAGAAUAGAAGGCACAAGUCCCAUUCAUGGAAACAAAUCGCUCCCUUGCUCAGAUUGUUGGAAAAAGAAAAUUGGUAACGUUGCAUCUGCGGAGCAUACCUGCGCCUGUGAAAAAUCCGAUCUCGCAACAAAACUAUCACCCAGAAAUGCUCAAAACUCAGCGGACGAUUUGCUGAAUGACAAAAUGUGGACUAAAAAAAGGAAACACAAGAAAGAGCACUCAGAGGAACGCCUUCUAAAGGUUAAAAAAGAGGACAAGCAACUUCAGCAGGAAGACGGGCUCUUCCAGACCAAAGCUUCCAAGUCUGUGGUCUCUGCAACAAUCAAUAGAAAAGUUAAGAAGAAAAAGAGUAAAACAGGUGAGGAUAUGAUCAAUUACUGA
Molecule: messenger RNA, 3145 nt
Organism: Oryzias latipes (Japanese medaka)
Lineage: Eukaryota; Metazoa; Chordata; Actinopteri; Beloniformes; Adrianichthyidae
Gene: brd10
Product: bromodomain containing 10
Molecular function (GO): protein binding
Source: RefSeq, a predicted model, not a curated record